GUGAAGUACAGCUAUCCCAUUAUAUCCUAGAUACUUAGGGAUGUUUUGGGUGAUAGGCCUGUAUACAUGUCUUGAUGCAACACUGCACAUGCUGGCAUAAUCAGCUGGCAUUUGUGCAUCUUAUGCUCGAGAAUAACACCUUCUUGUGUCUUUGAAUGAUGAUCAGACCUCUUCCUACCUCCUACAGUACUGCUGGAAACAUUAGAAUAUCGCUAAUCUUUCAGAAAAAUGUCUGCCGACGCGCAUAUCUUUUCCGUGUGGACGUGCAAAUUUAAGCUAGAUCCGGUCCGUUCCUGACAAACAUAUGCUUAUUGCUCAUCCCGUCACUGGCAUGCCUGCAGAUGUCGAAUCAGCCCGACUGAGUAAUCGGGUCUUUACAAUCCAUACGAGAGCAAUCUGCACCCCUGUCGAUAGAAACUGGAUAAAUCGCAGUGGUGAUAAUGGCCGAGCUAUUGAAAACAGACUGGGGCGAGUCCGGAUUCCAGACUCAGGUGAAUGCAGCCCACUCGCCUGACUCCGAACAGGUCAGUGAGAAGAAUUGGGUCUCGUCCGAUGAUGGGCAAUCUGCCUCGAAGGAUGUCUUCGUCAGGUCAAUUGCUGGAUUUAAGUGGAUUCUCGUCGUGACGGCCAUCUUGUCCAGCCGUAUGCUCUUUGCGCUGGACAACACCAUCGUCGCCAAUAUUCAGCCGGGGAGCGCCUCUCCCGACCGCCACUCAACAGGAGAAGGCGAAGAAUAUCGACUGGGUGGCUCUGACUGGCCCUGGGGCGGUGAUUGUUCGAUUGCACUUUUUGUCGUGGCGGGAAUUUUGUUCAUCGUCUUCGGUGUGCAGCAGACGUUUCACAUUUGCUGCAAUGAGAAGAAUCGACUGUUCCCCAUCCACUUCCUCAAGAGACGCUCCUUGCCCAUCCUCUUCAUCCUGAACACCUGUGCCAGCAGCGGACUUUUCAUUUCCGUCUACAAAAUUCCGUUGUUCUUCCAGUUCACUAUGGGUGACACUGCGAUUAAAGCCUCCCUGCGCUUACUGCCCUUCGUGCUGGUGCUUAUCUUCAUCAUCAUCAUGAAUGGCCAUAUGAUGACCAAGUUCGGCUAUUAUCUGCCGUGGUAUGUAUUCGGGUGUACCCUGGAGCUGAUCGCCGCGGCCUUGGUGUGUAAGCCUCCCAUUCCUCUGCACGACCCACUCUUCGGUGGCAUUUUGAAUAACUUCGUCUCAGUCGUGGUUAAGACUGGUACCUCUGCGAGUGCGAUCUAUGGCUAUACCUCCCUCAUGGCGCUGGGAGUGGGCGCAUUCAAUCAGGCCGGGUACAGUGUCGUCCAGGCGAAGGUGAAGACCAGCGAGAUUCCAUGGGCGCUAGGAUUUAUGAUGGUUUCGCAACUCGGAGGAAUUGUCAUCGGCCUGGGAACAGCUGGCGCGAUCUUUGUCAAUGAAGCAACCGAGGGAUUGCUAAAGCUCCUCCCCGAGGUAGACCCUGAAGUGGUGAAAAAUGCCAUCGCGGGGACCAGCAGCUCCCUGUUCGACACGUUGACCAUUGAUGAGAGAGCCAAGGCAUUAGACGUGAUUGUUCAUGCAAUUAACCAAGUGUAUAUCCUCCUUAUUACUGCUGGAGCGAUGGGGGUCGUUCUUUCAGUCUUCCUCAAGAGCGAGAAGCUGUUCCUCGAGGUAGCUGCGGGUGGCGCAUAG
Aspergillus heteromorphus CBS 117.55 is the source of this 1679-nucleotide messenger RNA. RefSeq lists its product as uncharacterized. Lineage: Eukaryota; Fungi; Ascomycota; Eurotiomycetes; Eurotiales; Aspergillaceae. The record is from RefSeq and is a predicted model, not a curated record. The coding region runs from base 441 to 1679 and encodes 412 amino acids. Gene Ontology annotation, molecular function: transmembrane transporter activity. Gene Ontology annotation, biological process: transmembrane transport. The transcript has 8 exons.